AUGACCCCAGAUGACAUAGAAUCCCCCAACCAUGCAUUGCUUCGAUCUGUUACUUUUUCUGAGGUUAAACGUGUGAUCACAAUUGCUAGAGGAGGGUUCUCAGAACAGUCGACCUUAAAGGAUGUCCCUACACUUAAUGCAUCAUUCUCAAAUGAUUUUGACUUGACCUCAAUUCCGAGGAUUUUCUAUUGUCUUGGUUCGAAGUCUGUUGUCAAGUAUCCUAAAUGCAGUAUCAGGAGGCAAUCCACAUUUGCUGAUGCAGAGGUCUACAGUGACCUGUCUGUUGACUACUUGAAGAUGUUCCUGCUGAACGGCCCAGCUACUGUGAUUCCAGAGUCAUAUAGCUUUAUUCUAACUUGGUUUGCAGCCAUUCCCUUUAUUUUGUGGCUGGCUCAAUCAAUUACAAGGGCAAUUGUAAAAGACUUUUUGAUUUUAAAGGGCUAUAUGUUUAUCUGGCUAGAAUGUAUAGGGCUCCCUGCCUUGUGUUCCUUUCUUCUUGGUUUCUUCUCUACAAUAUUGAAAGAUGUGGUCGUAGGGCAUGAAGAUAUUUCUAUGGUUUUUGCUUUAGCAAGCACAUGGGCCAUGUUCCUUGCAUUUGGCAGUUUAGCCUGUGUUGGGCCCAUAUCAUACACUGUUGGCAUGGCUUAUCAAAAUGCAUUCGAUUCAGGCGUAUCACUUGGUAGCCAAAUACCUGGAGUAGGGUUUCUGGCCUUGCUGAACAACUUUAUUUUCCUUGGGCUGGGUGUUAUCAUCGGCUACCCUAUUGCUUCUGCUUCAGUUAAGGUACUUCAAGGCCUGUGGAGGAGUGAUUUGGUGGCACUAAAAGGUGUGUGUCCAAAUUGCGGCGAAGAGGUAUUUGCAUUUGUGAGAAUGGACAGGAAUAUUGAGUCACCUCAUAGAGCAAAUUGUCAUGUGUGUGAAUGCGUAUUAGAAUUUCGCAUAGAGGUAGCAAAUUAGAGUUUUAUUAUAUUUUUAAUUGAAACUCUUGCAAAUGCUAUUUA
Molecule: messenger RNA, 1001 nt
Organism: Vigna unguiculata (cowpea)
Lineage: Eukaryota; Viridiplantae; Streptophyta; Magnoliopsida; Fabales; Fabaceae
Product: PGR5-like protein 1A, chloroplastic
Biological process (GO): photosynthetic electron transport in photosystem I
Cellular component (GO): chloroplast thylakoid membrane
Molecular function (GO): oxidoreductase activity, acting on iron-sulfur proteins as donors
Source: RefSeq, a predicted model, not a curated record